UCUCCAUGGCAUCUGGAUGGACCGCAUUCGCCAGACACUGGGACUCGCUCCCGAUUUGCUGGCCUGGAGGGCGCUCCGAGGCCCGCGGAUCCCAAGCACAGUAAUUCGGCAUCCACUCUGGCGCUGCCGUUCCACCAUCGCUUCCGACGCGUUCGACGCGGCCUCAACAGCGCCACCGGCACCGCCUGCCAUCGUCCUUCGGGACUACCAGGAGGAAUGUAUUCAAUCGGUGUUAUACCACCUGGACCAAGGGCACAAACGCCUAGGAGUCUCGCUGGCAACUGGCGCCGGAAAGACCGUCAUCUUCACCCAGUUGAUCGGUCGAAUUCCCCCGCGAGAUGGUCGCCAUGACCAGACCCUCAUCUUGGUCCAUCGAAGGGAGCUUGUCGAGCAGGCUGCGCGACACUGCCGGCUGGCCUAUCCCGAUCGCACCGUGGAGAUUGAGAUGGGGAACAGUGUCGCGUCUGGGUCGGGCGACAUCAUCAUCGCCUCGCUCCGGAGUCUCACGUCCGGGGAUAGAAUCUGCAAGUUUGAUUCCAGACGCUUCAAGCUAGUCCUCGUGGAUGAGGCACACCAUAUCGUGGCGCCAACCUAUCGCAGUGUUCUCGAGUAUUUUGGCCUCGACGAUCCGUCGCCCGAUUCGCCCGCUCUGGUCGGAGUGUCGGCCACGUUUUCGCGCUUCGACGGACUCAAGCUGGGCGCUGCGAUCGAUCAUAUAGUGUAUCACAAGGAUUACAUGGAUAUGAUUGAUGAGAAAUGGCUGUCUAACGCGUUCUUCACCACCGUCCGGUCCGAAGCGAAUCUCUCCCGAGUCAGAAAGGACAAGUUUGGCGACUUUGCCCUCAGCUCACUCUCCGAAGCCGUCAACACAAACAAGUCGAAUGACAUUACUGUACGUGCCUGGCUGGCCAACGCGCAGGAUCGCAAAUCCACCCUGGUGUUCUGUGUCGACAUCGAACACACUAGACAGCUCACCGAGGCGUUCCGGGAAGUCGGCAUUGAUGCCCGCUAUAUCACGUCGGGAACUCCCAAGGACAUGCGGGACGAGCAGCUGCGCUUAUUCAGGGACCAGGAAUUUCCCGUGCUUCUUAACUGUGGUUUGUUUACCGAAGGCACCGAUAUCCCGAAUAUCGACUGCGUACUGCUCGCCCGGCCGACACGGUCUCGCAAUCUUCUCAUCCAGAUGAUCGGACGAGGCUUGCGGCUAUACCCGGGGAAGAAGGAUUGCCAUAUUAUCGACAUGGUUGCUACCCUGGAUAUUGGUGUUGUUUCUACCCCAACUCUUUUCGGCUUACACCCGGAUGAGCUCCUAGAGAAUGCAAAGGCCAAGGAUCUCAGAGACAAGAAGGAAACAGCAGGGGGGCAGUACACUGAACAGCCACCAGAGACCGAAAUUCCCGCUGACGAGUCUGAUGUGUCCGAUGACAUCAAAAUCACCUUCACCAAAUACGACACCAUCUACGACCUGAUCCAUGACAUGAAGUCCGAAAAGCACAUUCGCUCCCUCAGUCGCUUCGCCUGGGUGCGAGUCGACGAGAACAAAUACACGCUCUCCGAUUCAACCGGAUGGAUCACCCUCGACAAAGAAAAGCCCAGCCCCAGCAACCAAAACGCAAAUGACACGUCAGCAUCCUACACCGUUCACCACGUCAUGAAGUUCAAAUCCACCACGGAAACCACUCAGUACACCCGUCCACGUCUUAUUGCCACCGCCACCGACUUUGAGUCGGCCGUUCAUGCCGCAGACACAUUUGCGGCCUCCGAGUUCGACGAGCGGUAUAUCUCCACCCGACAGCCCUGGCGUCAGCAUCCCGCCACCGCAGCCCAGGUAAAUAUGCUGAACAAGGCGAAGAUCCGGAACGGACGAAUCGCCCCUGGCGAUCUGACCCGCGGCCAGGCAGCAGAUCUGAUCACGAAAUUGAAAUUCGGAGGGAAGAAACGGUUUGACAAGACGCAGAAAAGGCGUCGAGCUUUCGAUGACAAGGCUCGGGAGAUGGCCGAGCUGAGGAGACGCGAAGAGGUCCGAGUGGGACCUGUAGAGGGGUGAAUACUAUCAGCGUUGAUAUUGCUCCUAUCGCUCCCCAAAUUCUCUCCUAUCUGCAUUCGGUUCAUCGAACCAAGUUCAAUGCUAAGUCAUAUCAGGCUAAGCUAAUCCAAUUCAUAUCCCGUUAGCCUAUUGGAGCAUCUUAAUUGUGAUGCUAUCUAUGUAAGCGCUUCUUGUCAAGCAAGUUCAUGUAGCUUGAAUGUUUAUCGAAUCCCUUAAAAUCCCUAAUCUCGCAGUAUGAAAGACCGCAGCAGCG
Messenger RNA from Aspergillus sclerotioniger CBS 115572, 2300 nucleotides. RefSeq names its product DEAD/DEAH box helicase. Gene Ontology annotation, molecular function: hydrolase activity; DNA binding; ATP binding. The record is from RefSeq and is a predicted model, not a curated record. Lineage: Eukaryota; Fungi; Ascomycota; Eurotiomycetes; Eurotiales; Aspergillaceae. The transcript has a single exon. The coding region runs from base 17 to 2047 and encodes 676 amino acids.